Messenger RNA from Mesocricetus auratus (golden hamster), 2355 nucleotides. RefSeq names its product glutamic-oxaloacetic transaminase 2 (gene Got2). NCBI's taxonomy places the organism in Eukaryota, Metazoa, Chordata, Mammalia, Rodentia, Cricetidae. Gene Ontology annotation, biological process: biosynthetic process; L-aspartate catabolic process. The record is from RefSeq and is a predicted model, not a curated record. Gene Ontology annotation, cellular component: mitochondrion. The coding region runs from base 89 to 1381 and encodes 430 amino acids. Gene Ontology annotation, molecular function: L-aspartate:2-oxoglutarate transaminase activity; pyridoxal phosphate binding. The transcript is spliced from 10 exons.
GUCGGUGUCCUCACCUUUUAGGAGCCCCCGCCUCUGUUCCUGCGGACGCUUCCCGUGCUCUCCGCUCUGCCGCCGUCCACUGCCCACCAUGGCCCUGCUGCACUCCAGCCGCGUCCUCUCCGGGGUGGCUGCCGCCUUUCACCCAGGCCUUGCAGCCGCAGCCUCUGCCAGAGCCAGCUCCUGGUGGACCCAUGUAGAAAUGGGACCCCCGGAUCCCAUCCUGGGAGUUACUGAAGCCUUCAAGAGAGACACCAACAGCAAAAAGAUGAACCUGGGAGUUGGUGCCUACCGAGAUGAUAAUGGGAAGCCUUAUGUGCUCCCCAGUGUCCGGAAGGCAGAGGCCCAGAUUGCUGCAAAGAAUUUGGACAAAGAAUACCUGCCCAUCGGGGGGCUGGCGGAAUUCUGCAAGGCUUCUGCAGAACUGGCCCUGGGAGAGAACAACGAAGUGCUGAAAAGUGGCCGGUUUGUCACUGUGCAGACCAUUUCCGGGACUGGAGCCUUAAGGAUCGGAGCCAGUUUUCUGCAAAGAUUUUUUAAGUUCAGCCGAGAUGUCUAUCUGCCCAAACCAUCCUGGGGAAAUCACACGCCCAUCUUCAGGGAUGCUGGUAUGCAGCUACAAGGGUAUCGAUACUAUGACCCCAAGACUUGCGGAUUUGACUUCUCAGGAGCCGUAGAAGACAUUUCAAAAAUCCCAGAGCAGAGUGUUCUUCUCCUGCAUGCCUGUGCUCACAACCCCACGGGCGUGGACCCGCGUCCAGAGCAGUGGAAGGAAAUCGCGGCAGUGGUGAAGAAAAAGAAUCUCUUCGCAUUCUUUGAUAUGGCCUACCAAGGCUUUGCCAGUGGUGAUGGUGACAAGGACGCCUGGGCUGUGCGCUACUUCAUUGAGCAGGGCAUUAAUGUUUGUGUCUGCCAAUCAUAUGCCAAGAACAUGGGCCUAUAUGGUGAGCGAGUGGGAGCCUUCACCAUGGUCUGCAAAGAUGCUGAUGAAGCCAAAAGAGUGGAGUCACAACUGAAGAUCCUGAUCCGCCCCAUGUAUUCCAACCCACCUCUCAACGGUGCCCGGAUUGCAGCAACCAUCCUGACCUCCCCGGACUUGAGAAAGCAAUGGUUGCAAGAAGUGAAAGGCAUGGCCGACCGCAUCAUUAGCAUGAGGACACAGUUGGUCUCCAACCUGAAGAAAGAGGGGUCCUCCCACAACUGGCAGCACAUCACCGACCAGAUUGGCAUGUUUUGUUUCACUGGCCUAAAGCCUGAGCAGGUGGAGCGGCUGAUCAAGGAGUUCUCAGUCUACAUGACGAAGGAUGGCCGCAUCUCCGUGGCAGGGGUCACCUCUGGCAAUGUGGGCUACCUUGCCCAUGCCAUUCACCAGGUCACCAAGUAAUUACCAGGGUGCAAAGGAACAGAGACCACCUUUCCUCCAGCCUCUGCUCUCAUGAGAGUCGCGUGCGGGAGAAGGGGGGGUUGGGGGGGUGGUGAGUAGAUGUGUUUCCAACCACAGUGCAUAACGCCCAGCGAUGAACGUGUUCCUCGGGAAAGAGGUAGGGCAGAGGCUUCCACGGCUGGUGUCUGGAACUUUGGUGGCUCUAAACCAAACUCUCCCUCAUCCUAUCGUCUCCCACUUUUCUGAAAGAGUUUACACAUGCAAGAAAAUCACCACCAAAAACCUGCCAGCCAUGGCGUUGGAAUAGAGGCUUUACUGAAGCAUCCGUUGGUAUCAGGGGUUCCCCUGUGGGCCCAGCUGAGACCACUCAUUUUAGAGGUUGUGAGAGGAAAAAAAACCUAGUUCUGUCAUCAGCAGUCGUCCUUGUGUUUGUCCUCCCAGUAUGGAGCAACUGUGUCAGCAGAUCACAUUACAGAAAUUACGCUUUACAGAAACCAACGAAUCUGUUGCUGUUGCCACUUCAGCAAGGACAGUAAAUGAUGUUGUGUCUGGUCAGCUGUCUCCUCUUGUCAUUACUGUUCUGUAGAGUUUCAUCCCGUUGCUUGAUUGACCAUUAACCUCAUCCUGUCAGGACUUGCAUAAGAAUGGUUUUCUGCUCACGCCAGAGCCUCCUUUCUCAGCAAGGAGCCGUGGAGAGUGGGAACCUGCACUUCAUAGCAGUGUCCCCUUCAGUGAUUGGUUGGCUCCUACUGGGAUGGGGCCUCUGCCCAGCUGGACCUCUUCCUCCUGGCUGCACAGCCUGUCUCCUCACAUGAGUCAGACAGUGCAGCGUAGGAUCAGGAGAUAUUCUGGGGUUUGUAUGCUGCCAGCCCGGCUCAGACUCCGCCCUUUGGAAAGAUAACCGCCAUCUGCUCUAAUCAUGUAGACUUACUGCCGCCUGGUUUCUCUGUUACAAUAAAAUUACUAUAGACCCA